GACAAGGGGCUGAAACGCCAGGAUGAUGAUGGUGACGAGUACGACCGCAACAGUGACAAAGGAAUGCCUGUUGAUGACGGGUGUUACAACUGUGGCGGCACGUGGAGCGACACCAACCCGGGCCAGCCGUGGAGUGCUGGCAAGGAGAAGUGGUUCGACAGAGAGCCAAAGUGGCGGCCCAAGUUCCACAAGGCGGCGAGGAUCCGGUCCGGGGAGAUCGACCCCCCCAUCUUCGAGACGUCCAGCAAUGUGCUGGACUGGGAGAGCGUGGAAAUGGAGAUCACGCAGGAGUUGGGGCUCUUGUCGGAAAGUGAGUUCGAGUCCCUUGCGGGUUUCUCUGGAGCAGCGCUCAAGGCAGAGAUGGAGAAGGUGCCGAGCCACCUCGGCAUCGACAAAAGCUUUUUCAUCAUCACCUUGGAUGGCCUUCCCUGCACCACCACCAACGGAAUGAGGAAGCUUAAGUGCAAGUACAGAUUCGGCCUGACAAGGGAGGACAUGCUUUUGUCAGCGGCUCGACAACUUGUAGAAGGGCAAGGCAAAGCGGUUUUCAGCUACCACAGCGCGCAGCAGCUCCAGCAGAGACCCAAGGGACUUCAGGCCGAAGAGCAGUUCAAGAAUCUCAGCUCUUUGGAGAAGCUGAAAGAGAAAGUGCAGAAGGCCAUGGCCAAGAGCGGUGCAGGGCCAGUGAAGCCCAAGGGUGCGAGCAGUUCUGACGGUGAAGGUGACGAGGACGGUCCCAAAGAAAAGAAGUUGAGGGUUCAGCAGUCGGGGCGACUGCAGAGGCUUGUCCAGCCGAAGAGGAAAAGCAAGAGCCAGAAAGCCGAAGUGCCCGAAGUUGCCACGGUUGAGAAUGGUGCGGAGCAGGUGCCGAAGGCUUUGGAGAGCGUAGUCUCGGUGCGUGGGGCCACGCCCAAAUGCUUUCUGAACCUGCACAUUGAGCGCAUAUUGGCCGGUGAAAAACUAAUGCGCAGCGUCGAUGCUGUGCAGUACUCAGAACUCCAAUUGUGUCGUCAUGCACGCCUAAUGACUCAUUACUAA
Messenger RNA from Symbiodinium sp. CCMP2456, 1038 nucleotides. The record is from the annotation of a GenBank genome assembly. Lineage: Eukaryota; Dinophyceae; Suessiales; Symbiodiniaceae.